This is a messenger RNA of Python bivittatus (Burmese python), 573 nucleotides long. NCBI's taxonomy places the organism in Eukaryota, Metazoa, Chordata, Lepidosauria, Squamata, Pythonidae. The record is from RefSeq and is a predicted model, not a curated record.
AUGAGUGACUUGGACGACUGCGGCAGCCCUGGGGCCCUGGGCAGGUACCUCCCCGCGGCCUAUUAUGUCUCCCCCUCAGAUUUCCCCGGCAAGCCCCCGUUCCUGUCCCAGCCGCCUUCCUGUCAAAUGCCUUUCUCUUACGCCUCCGCCCUGCCCGGCCAGGUGCAACCGGUGGGCGAAGUGCACGCUGCCUUCCGGGACUACUCAGGAGGCGGAGGAAGCAGCAGCAAGUGGGUUUACCGAAGUGCCUACUCCCCGCCGAAGAAGAAAGCGGGGAACGAGAGCAACGCGGACUCCUCCGCGGGGGAGAAAUCACGGAAAAAGAGGUGUCCUUAUACCAAGUACCAGAUUAGAGUCCUGGAACGGGAAUUUUUCUUCAACGUGUACAUCAACAAAGAGAAAAGACUCCAGUUGUCCAGAAUGUUGAAUCUCACAGAUCGACAAGUCAAAAUUUGGUUCCAGAAUCGAAGGAUGAAAGAAAAGAAACUAAACCAAGACCAUAUGCAAUAUUUCACAGGAAACCCCUUGUUUUGAGAGGACAAGCGGGGACAGUGGGGAGGAAGGACUGGUCUC